Plasmodium reichenowi is the source of this 702-nucleotide messenger RNA. RefSeq names its product splicing factor 3A subunit 2, putative. The record is from RefSeq and is a predicted model, not a curated record. Bases 1 to 702 code for a protein of 233 amino acids. The transcript has a single exon. Gene Ontology annotation, biological process: spliceosomal complex assembly. Gene Ontology annotation, cellular component: catalytic step 2 spliceosome; U2 snRNP; nucleus. NCBI's taxonomy places the organism in Eukaryota, Apicomplexa, Aconoidasida, Haemosporida, Plasmodiidae. Gene Ontology annotation, molecular function: zinc ion binding; nucleic acid binding.
AUGGAUUUUCAGAAUCGUGUUGGACAUAAAACAGGUAGUGGUAUGCCACUAUCAAGAGAAGAUAUAAAUCAAGAGAGAAGAGAACGAUUAAAACAGCUAGCUUUAGAAAAUAUUGAUAUUACUAAAGAUCCAUAUAUUUUAAAAAAUAAUGUUGGUAUGUUUGAAUGUAAAUUAUGUUUAACUCUUCAUAAUAAUGAGAGUUCUUAUUUAUGUCAUACUCAAGGAAAAAAACAUCAAAUGAACCUUGCUCAAAGAUUACUAAAAGAGAAAAAUGAAAUGACUACUAAUAGAUUAAAUAAACCUGUAAGUGAACCAAGAAAAAUAGUUAAAAUAGGAAAACCAAGAUAUGAUGUUACAAGAGUACGAAAUAAAAAAAAUCAACUUGGAAUAUUAUUUGAAUUAUCUUUCCCAAAUAUUAAAGAAAAUACUAAACCAAAAUUUAGAUUUAUGUCUUCUUUUGAACAGAAAAUUGAAGCACCUGAUAAAAAAUACCAGUACCUCUUAUUUGCUGCGGAACCUUAUGAAACUAUAGCCUUUAAAAUACCAAAUAUAGAUAUUGAUGAAAAUGAAGGCUUUUACUAUAAGUGGUUUGAUAAAAAAAAAAUUUUUGUUAUGCAAAUACAUUUUCAAAAUGCAUUUCCUCCUGGGCAUGUUAAUUUACGUGAACAUUCUAAUUUCUUAUCAUCUACCAAUAGAUGGUAA